AUGGAGCCGGAGGCUCCAGCAGCCGUGCUGGCCGAGCUGCAGCGCGUGCUCGAGCAGGCCUGCGAGGCGCUGGGCUGCCAGGAGGAGGGGCGCUUGCAGGAGGCCGUGCAGGGCUUCUUCCUGGCCCGCUCGCGCGUGCGCUACGUGGCGGAGGCGCUGCUGCGGCCGCUGCUGGAGGAGCAGCCCGGCGACGGCGGCCUGGCCCUCACCGCCGCCGCCUGCACCCUUCUGGAGGACACCUACAGCCAGGCGGUCGAGCGGCUGACCCGGGGCGGCGGCCUGUGCAGCGCCGACUCGUCACACGAUGCAGAGGGCACGCGGAACACAGGGGAGGAGGAGGAGGAGGGGGAGGAGGGAGCGGCAGGAGGCGGGCUCUUUGGCGCGCAGCGCCGCAGCGCCGGCGCGGGGCUGCUGGAGGCGCGCGGCACGGCAGGCGCCGGCCGCCAGCAGCAGGCGCAGGAGCGGCGCCGGCUGUCGGCUGUGGCCCAGGAGUGUGUGCAGGAGGUGGCUGGCAGCCUGGAUGAGGUGGAGCUGCGGGAGGCGGUGCUGCUGCCGAUGCGCUUCCCGCAGCUCUUCACCGGCAUCCGCCGCCCGCAGUGCAACCUGCUUUUCCACGGCGCACCCGGCACAGGCAAGACGAUGCUGGUUGAGAAGCUGGCGGCCGAGGCGGGCACCCCGCUGCUGUGCCUGAGUCCCGCCGCCACGCUGUCCAAGUGGGCGGGGGAGAGCGAGAAGCGGCUGCGGGCGGCGUUCCAGGCGGCCGCCGCCCUCAGCCCCGCCAUCCUGUUCAUUGAUGAGGUGGACAGCCUGGCGCCGGCAAGGGGCGCCGCCCUGCCGGGCGGCCUGCAGCCGUGGCCGCGCACGCGGCGCCGGCCCGCACGCGGCGCGCCACACCUGCACGCGUGA
Molecule: messenger RNA, 906 nt
Organism: Chlorella variabilis
Lineage: Eukaryota; Viridiplantae; Chlorophyta; Trebouxiophyceae; Chlorellales; Chlorellaceae
Exons: 5
Coding region: 1-906 (301 amino acids)
Molecular function (GO): ATP binding; ATP hydrolysis activity
Source: RefSeq, a predicted model, not a curated record